Chinchilla lanigera (long-tailed chinchilla) is the source of this 782-nucleotide messenger RNA. RefSeq lists its product as uncharacterized. The transcript has 2 exons. NCBI's taxonomy places the organism in Eukaryota, Metazoa, Chordata, Mammalia, Rodentia, Chinchillidae. The record is from RefSeq and is a predicted model, not a curated record. Bases 22 to 417 code for a protein of 131 amino acids.
UAGCGCCGGCGCGGGCCGAGCAUGACGCCGCGCCGCUUAAGUAGCCGCCGCGAGAGGCACGGUUCUAAUCAGAGGCUGGCAGCCCGGGCGCCCCAGGAAUGCGCGGCCGGGAUGUUUUCGCUGCCUGCGCCCGGCAACUCCCCCUCGGCGCGUCUGCCGAGUCGCCCAAACUUAACUCCUUCCUGCCUCCGGGGGCGGGCCCGGCCCGAGGCGGGGCGGGCGCGGUGCACGCGAGGACAGGAAGGGGCCCCGGGGGGGCCGGGCCGCGGCUCCCGAGCGUCCCGCACGGCCGCUCGCUCGGGGCGAUGUGGCGCAGAGGCUUCCCCACCCCGGGGCCCGGCGCGCACAGAGCCGCCUUACCGCUCACUUUCUGCCGGCCGGGUCCGGCGCCCAUCUGCUAGGUCCGGAGGGUGCUGAUAUUGCUUCUGGCAGUAAUUCAGUGUCCUGCUCACAUUAAGAAGAAAAGAAAGAAUGAAAAUAAAUUUAACUGUUUCUGUCCUGGGCGGUGCUGCUUCCUGUCAAGUGUGCGCUGUUUGGUUACCCAGAGUCCGGAGUGAACACCCUUGCAUCUGGAGACUCACCCAAGCCCACACAGACGCUCAUCUGCGUAAGCCACGGCUUUCUCUUGUCACCACCAAAAUUUAUGUUUAGAAAAUUAAAGCAAAGAAAAUUCAAUGCAAUGUGUGAGAAACUAUGGUCCUUGCAUGGCAGUUGUCCUUUAAGCAAAACUUGUCUGUGAGAGAGAAGGAAAAAUAAAUAAAAUGGACUGUGCUCGCAAACUA